AGAAGCACUUGGCAACCACGGUGGUGUGGGUAGGCGUGCUGGUUCAGAGCAAAAAAGCUAGCUAGCUGCUAAUAAACAUGCCACCAAAAGGAAAAGGUGGCAAAGGUGCAAAAGGUGCAAAAGGAGCCGCUGCCUCCGGCAGUGGAGACACAGACAAAAAGGAGAAAGCCCAGAAAGGAGGCACAGCAGUAAAGGUGCGUCAUAUUCUUUGUGAAAAGCAUGGGAAGUGCAUGGAGGCUAUGGAAAAACUGAAGGCUGGGGUGCGCUUCAGUGAAGUGGCAUCACAGUACAGUGAAGACAAAGCUAGACAAGGAGGUGACCUUGGCUGGAUGACUCGUGGAUCAAUGGUUGGACCAUUUCAGGAUGCUGCGUUUGCACUACCCGUCAGCACAAUGGAUAAGCCUGUGUACACGGAUCCUCCAGUGAAAACAAAGUUCGGCUACCACAUCAUCAUGGUUGAAGGCAAAAAGUGACCAUUGUUUUUGACCUUUGAUUGCCAAACCACAUGGCUUUGCAUAUUUUGUAGCACUGGCUGUUUUUUUUUUUUAACCAUGUAAAUAUCAGUUAAUAAAGAACUGAAAAAAG
Molecule: messenger RNA, 585 nt
Organism: Colossoma macropomum (tambaqui)
Lineage: Eukaryota; Metazoa; Chordata; Actinopteri; Characiformes; Serrasalmidae
Gene: pin4
Product: protein (peptidylprolyl cis/trans isomerase) NIMA-interacting, 4 (parvulin)
Exons: 4
Coding region: 78-473 (131 amino acids)
Biological process (GO): rRNA processing
Molecular function (GO): DNA binding; peptidyl-prolyl cis-trans isomerase activity
Source: RefSeq, a predicted model, not a curated record